Arabidopsis thaliana (thale cress) is the source of this 934-nucleotide messenger RNA. Its product is annotated as Plant invertase/pectin methylesterase inhibitor superfamily protein. The record is from RefSeq and is marked reviewed. Gene Ontology annotation, molecular function: enzyme inhibitor activity; pectinesterase inhibitor activity. The coding region runs from base 132 to 752 and encodes 206 amino acids. The transcript has a single exon. Lineage: Eukaryota; Viridiplantae; Streptophyta; Magnoliopsida; Brassicales; Brassicaceae.
UUGGUGAUUAUAAUAUCAACUAGCAAGUAUCAAGUAAUAGUGCACGCCAGACGCCAGUAGUACUAUAAAUAUAUGAACCCUAACUCUUUCCUAUUCACACCUUAAUUCUCUCAACCUCAAGAAAAACAGCAAUGGCAAAACAAUACCAAGCUCUCUUUCUACUCUUCUCCGUCUUCUACCUCUUCUCGUCGGUGCUCACGACCGCCACAGUCAACCCGGCCGGAACUACCACAAAAGCACUAAACUUUAUUCAAUCCUCAUGCAAAUCCACAACAUACCAAUCCCUGUGCGUUGAAACUCUCUCGGUUUACGCCAAUACGAUCAAAACAAGCCCUCGACACCUCUUGGAUGCAGCUAUCACCGUGAGUCUGAACCAAGCGCUGUCCACGAAGCUCUUCAUCUCACACCUGAGGAAGAGCCAGUUCCAAAUCCUUCAGGACUGCGCACCAUCGACCGAUACGUUCAGUACAGAUUGCGAGUGUUCUGUCCAAGCACUCCAAGAGGUGGUGAAUUGUAACAGUUGGACCGACUGCUUGUUUCACGUAAAGAAUGCUGAAGUGUGUGCCAUUUCGGGUGAGAGUCAUAGCGUCGAGAACACUUGCUCCAGCCCGUUCGCGGAUCCGGGAAAGAUAUCAGCCAGGGGCCGGAUCUCGGAUGCCGUAAGAAAAUCACUUCAUACCCGGUUCUCUAAGUUGCGCCAGGAAAUAAACAAUGCCAAAAUGUUGUUCGAGGCCUUUCCUAAUAAGCAUUAGUAAUAAUAUAUUUCUUUUGUUGUAUGAUGAUAUAUUCAUGUAGUAUCAGUCCAUCAGAAGAUCAAUAAAUAAAACCCUUUCGAAACGAAAAUGGAAGACUAAAACAAGAAACCCCUAGCUAAUAAACACAUCGAGAUUUAAAACAUUUUUUUAGUUAUUUUUCACUUAUCUCGAAUACCGUU